CGUCAGUAGCUGCCCGGACACGAGCCCGCGCGAGACUCGGUUCGACUCGAAAACGGAACGGAUACGGAUACCCAGCCAUACAGCAUUCUGUACAUCGGGUAUUAUAAUGCAGAGCCAGGCGAAUCUUAACUGGGGCAUUGCGGCGGCGGGCAGGAUAACGCAGGAUUUCGUCACCGCCCUGGGAACCGUGGAGAAAUCCCGCCAUGUGGUGGUGGCCGUGGCCGAUGUGGAUGGCCAGCGAGCUCAGGAGUUCGCCCAGAGGAAUCAGAUUCCCAGGCAUUACGAUGGAUUCGAUGCCUUGGGCUUGGAUCGCGAGGUGGAUGUGGUAUAUGUGGGCACGCUGAAUCCAUUCCACUACGCUGUCGUCCAUCUGAUGUUGGCCAGGGGUAAAAACGUGCUGUGCGAGACGCCGAUGUGUCUGGAAUUGGAACAGGCCAAGGAGUUGUAUGCUCUGGCCGAACAGCGGGGAGUGUUCCUUAUGGAGGGCAUGUGGUCGCGUUGUUUUCCCAGCUACGAUCGCUUGAGGGAGUUUCUGAAUAACGAUGUCAUCGGCGAGGUGACCCAGGUGAAAAUACAGCAUGGUUUCCGCUUGGCCCACAUGGAACGGUUGUGCAGUCGAUCUCUGGGUGGCUCCAUCCUUAUGGACAUUGGCAUCUACGCCCUGCAGCUGGGACAGUUCAUUUACGGUGUGUCUCCAGUCAAAGUCCUGCCCAGUGGAACGCAACUCAACAAAGAUCGCGUGGACGUGCAGGGUGAGUUUAUGCUGGACUACGGAGAUGGUCGGAGAUUGGUGGCUCUGGUGACGGGUCUGGAGAAUCUAGAAAACGAUGCCGUCAUCACGGGAACCAAAGGCGAGAUUAAGCUGUCCAAUUACUGGUGCUGCACACAAUUGAGCCGCUCCAAUGGUCCUCCUGAAUCCUGGCCUUUGCCACAGGCCAAGUUUGAUUUCCACUACACAAACACGUGUGGACUGAGAUAUGAGGCGGAGGAAGUGCGUCGCUGCAUAGAGAAACGCCUGCUCGAGAGUCCGAAAUUCACGCAUGCCGAAAGUCUGGAACUAAUAGCCAUUACCGAUGAGAUACGGCGACAAAUCGGGGUCACCUUUGAUGUCUGAGCUGUGGGGAAAGUCUCUGUUAUAAUACAAAUGAUGAAAAUAAGCUCGCGUUAACUGAGGCUGCUUCUAAAAAAUAAAUUAACCUCGCGGUCUUAACUCAAUUUGAAAAGUGUUUUAGAGCCGUCACUCAAAAAUAAAGUAAGGCAGCGCGGCCCCAUUUCAUUUUAUAAUUGGAAA
Molecule: messenger RNA, 1291 nt
Organism: Drosophila subpulchrella
Lineage: Eukaryota; Metazoa; Arthropoda; Insecta; Diptera; Drosophilidae
Product: trans-1,2-dihydrobenzene-1,2-diol dehydrogenase
Exons: 4
Coding region: 107-1114 (335 amino acids)
Molecular function (GO): nucleotide binding
Source: RefSeq, a predicted model, not a curated record